CAUUUCUCUUUCAUCCACGUCUCUCUCUCAUGGCCACUUCCCUCAUCACCACUGUCCUCCUCCUCUUCUCUUCAUCGAUCCUACCGUCCAUUGCCCAGGCUCGGCCACGGGCUGACAUGAUCGCGCGGAUAUGCCAGAACACACCCGAGAAUGACAUAUCGAUGUUCGCGGAAAACUUCGUGCGAUCCAUGGACGCAGUUCAAGUCCAGAUCGAACGGCAGGGAUUUGGCUACUCGUCGAUCGGAGUACCACCCGAUCGGACGUACGUGAUGGCCGAAUGCAUAGGCGAUCUCUCCCUAUCCGAAUGCUCGAUCUGCUUCUCAGAGAUGGCGCCGCUCCUCCAUGGCUGCUUCCCCACGAAUGGAGGGCGCGUUUACAUGGAUGGAUGUUUCAUCAGGGUAGAGAAUUACAGCUUCUACGGUGAGAUUGUGACGGAUGCGGAUACAACGGUAUGUGAGAACUUUGGUAGAACUGAGCCGAGUUAUGGAGAUGCUGCCCGCCGGAUGAUUGAUGAUCUUAUUGCAAAUGCACCGGGGAACAAUGGAUUCUGGCAAGGGCAUGGGAAAUCGAUGGAUGGGGAUGUGUUCGGUCUAGCGAAUUGUUGGAAGACACUGGGCCACUACUCAUGCGAGUCAUGCCUUCAGAACGCAGCUGCAAAUGUGCUCUCAUCUUGCCUGCCGGGAAAGGAAGGGCGGGCGCUCAAUGCCGGAUGCUUUAUAAGAUAUUCCAACACCAAGUUCACCAACAUCAAGGACUUUUGGUUGCAUAAAACGCUGUUGACAACAUUUAUCCUCUUCAUUGUUGGCCUAAUGUUGAUAUCGGGGUCGGCCAUCGCCCUCGGAGUAUGCGCGGGAAAAUUCUUUUACCGCCUACUACAUAGCAAGGGAGGAAGAUCAUAUGAUAUAGACAUGGACUCUUCGUUGAUGCAAAGAAGCAUGCAGUUCAAGUACUCAACUCUAGAGAAGGCCACAUCUUUCUUCAGUCCAUCCAAUAAGCUUGGACAAGGAGGAUUUGGUGAAGUAUACAAAGGAGUCUUAGCAGAUGGUAGAGAAAUCACAGUCAAGCGGCUAUUUAUAAAUGCGCGGAGCCGAAGCAUAGAAGUAUACAACGAGAUGAAUGUGGUGAGCCGAGCCCAACACAAGAACUUGGUUCGGUUCCUCGGUUGUAGCCUAAAUGGACCCGAAAGCCUUCUAGUUUACGAAUUCGUUCCCAACAAGAGUCUUGAUGGAAUGCUAUUCGACCCAGAAAAGAAGAAAGAACUGGACUGGACGAAGAGGCUGGGAAUAAUUGAAGGAACAGCUGAAGGCCUCGAAUACCUUCACGAGGACUGUGAACAGAAGAUUGUGCAUAGAGACAUCAAAUCUAGCAACGUCUUAUUAGACAUAAGAUACCGACCCAAAAUCGCUGAUUUCGGCCUCGCCAGGAUCUUCUCAGGCAAUGGAAGCCACUGCGCCAACACUGCAGUUGCUGGUACAUUUGGGUACAUGGCACCAGAAUACAUAGCUCAUGGGCAAUUAACAGAGAAAGUGGAUGUGUACAGCUAUGGAGUUCUUGUAUUGGAAAUCAUCAGCGGUAUCCAAAACAACAAAUUCAAGUCUCAGGGGCCAUCCCUUGACAGCCUAGUAACAGCUACAUGGAAGCACUUUCAAUCAAAAACACUGUCAGAGAUCAUAGACAAAAGCAUGGGGUUGGAUGACACAGGAGUAAAAGAGGCUUCAAGAGCAGCUCAGGUGGGCCUUUUGUGCACACAAGCAGUGCCGACCCUGCGUCCUUCAAUGACAGAGGUAGUUCGGAUGCUUAGACAAAAGGAGCUCAAAAUCCCCGCGCCUACGAAACCUCCUUUUGUCAAUGAAGCCAUGGAACUCUCCAUGGAACUGUCACAUGAACCAGAGUCAGACAGCUCUUACACUGCUUUCCGUCCAAGUGUUUCAAACGCUCAUCGUUAUAAUGAACUUGACCCUAGAUGA
Magnolia sinica is the source of this 1967-nucleotide messenger RNA. RefSeq names its product cysteine-rich receptor-like protein kinase 2. NCBI's taxonomy places the organism in Eukaryota, Viridiplantae, Streptophyta, Magnoliopsida, Magnoliales, Magnoliaceae. The record is from RefSeq and is a predicted model, not a curated record. Gene Ontology annotation, biological process: protein phosphorylation. Gene Ontology annotation, molecular function: protein kinase activity; ATP binding. Bases 30 to 1967 code for a protein of 645 amino acids. The transcript has 8 exons.